GAGAUCGCCAGGCCCCUAUAUGAAGCUACCAAAGAGGGGAAAACAUUUAAAUGGGCUAAAAAAGAAGAAACUGCCUUUAAUCAGUUAAAAAGGGCCCUCCUAAGUGCCCCAGCCCUGGGCCUACCGGACAUUACGAAGCCCUUCCACCUCUUUGUAGACGAGCAUAAGGGAAUAGCAAAAGGAGUUCUAACUCAAGCCUUAGGCCCCUGGAACCGUCCAGUGGCUUACCUGUCUAAGAAACUAGACCCAGUGGCUGCCGGCUGGCCGCCAUGCCUAAGAAUUAUUGUGGCGACAGCACUCCUAGUCAAGGAUGCAGACAAACUGACCCUAGGACAGGAGAUCUGGAUCACGACCCCACACGCCAUUGAAGGGGUCCUGAAACAGCCUCCGGAUAGAUGGAUGAGCAAUACACGUAUGACUCAUUACCAGAGCCUCCUACUCAACCCUCCACGAGUGCGGUUCCACCCCAGUGCAGCCCUCAAUCCUGCAACCCUGCUGCCCGACCCUGACCUAGGUGCUCCAUUACAUGACUGUGCGGGAAUCCUGGAACAAGUACAUGGAUUCUGGACGGACCUGACCGACCGGCCCCUCCCCGGUGCUGAGGCUACUUGGUUCACUGAUGGCAGCAGCUUUGUGCGAGACGGACACAGGUAUGCGGGUGCAGCGGUGGUCACCGAAACCGACACCGUAUGGGCGGAGGCUCUACCCUCCGGAACAUCAGCCCAGCGAGCAGAGCUCAUAGCCCUCACCAAGGCGCUGAUGCUGGGAGCUAGAAAACGGCUCAACAUCUACACAGACAGCCGUUAUGCAUUUGCCACAGCUCAUAUUCAUGGGGCAAUUUAUCAGGAGAGGGGGUUACUGACGGCAGAAGGACGGACUAUAAAAAAUAAGCAGGAGAUACUUAACCUGCUUACGGCCUUAUGGCUUCCUGCCAAGCUAGCCAUUAUCCACUGCCAAGGGCACCAAAAAGCUGAUAACCCAGUAGCUAGAGGUAAUCGAAAGGCUGACCAGGCAGCCAAGGCAGUAGCCCUUACUCCAGUCCCCACCAUGACCAUACAACUACCAGACCCGGGAGACCCAGUUUUACCAGACCAGCCCAAGUACUCCCAGGAGGAGUUACAGCGGAUCAAGAAACUCCCCAUGGCCCAGGAGAUAAAGGGAUGGUGGUAUACACCUAACAAGGAACUCGUGUUGCCAGACCAGCUCGGAGUCUCAAUAUUAGAGCACAUGCAUCGGUCUACUCACAUGGGGGCCCGAAAAUUAAAAGACUUAAUCCGACAUGCCGGAAUUAAGAUUCACCAACAGGACACCAAAAUAGAGCAAGUUGUAUCUGCCUGCAAGACCUGCCAACUCACCAACGCGAGGGCCACAUCAAAUAAAAAAGGAACCAGGCUCAGAGGCACCACACCGGGAGCCCAAUGGGAAGUCGACUUCACUGAAGUCAAACCAGGAAAGUAUGGUUUUAAAUAUCUUUUAGUAUUUACAGACACCUUCUCUGGCUGGGUGGAGGCAUACCCAACCAAGCAUGAAACGGCUCAGACGGUGGCUAAGAAGCUACUAGAAGACAUCUUACCCAGGUAUGGUUUUCCUGCCCUGGUAGGAUCAGACAAUGGACCAGCUUUUAUCUCGCAGGUAACACAGGCAGUAGCCAAGGCGGUGGGGGCAAACUGGAAAUUACAUUGUGCUUAUAGGCCCCAGAGCUCAGGACAGGUAGAAAGAAUGAAUAGAACCCUAAAAGAGACCCUUACCAAAUUAACCAUGGAGACUGGUGGGGACUGGGUGACUCUCCUACUGUACGCCCUUUACCGGGUUAGAAACACUCCUUACACUCUGGGUUUUAUUCCCUACGAGAUCAUGUUUGGCAGGCCACCCCCUGUUAUUCCCAGCCUUCUAGCUGAACUUAUUGCUGAGUUUAAAGAUCAAGAACUUUUUCUUUCCUUGAGCGGGCUCUAGAGGGCGCACGAGGACAUUUGGCCGCGACUCCGUGCCAUCUACGAGGCUGGCCGGAUCCAGACACCUCAUCAGUACAGGCCGGGAGACUGGGUCUACGUCAAGAGGCACCACCGAGAGACUCUCGAGCCGCGCUGGAAGGGACCCUACAUCGUGGUGUUGACAACCCCCACCGCUCUCAAGGUAGACGGCAUCGCGACCUGGGUCCAUCACACCCACGCUCAG
Prionailurus viverrinus (fishing cat) is the source of this 2175-nucleotide messenger RNA. RefSeq lists its product as uncharacterized. Gene Ontology annotation, molecular function: RNA-DNA hybrid ribonuclease activity; nucleic acid binding. The record is from RefSeq and is a predicted model, not a curated record. NCBI's taxonomy places the organism in Eukaryota, Metazoa, Chordata, Mammalia, Carnivora, Felidae. The annotation marks the transcript as partial. Gene Ontology annotation, biological process: DNA integration. The transcript has a single exon.